GUGUUCGAGUCCGUGACUUCAUGAGCUCCGGAGAGCGAGACACCUUUUGCACGGAGGUCCUGGUGCAGAUGUCUGACAUGGAGGCUUGCAGCCUGGAUGGUGGUGGGGAGGUGACGAUUGCUGGACGUGGGCUUCGGGACUUUGCGAAAGCGGCAGACGUCAUUGCCAAAGACCUGGACCACAUGGGCUUGCUG
Molecule: messenger RNA, 194 nt
Organism: Symbiodinium pilosum
Lineage: Eukaryota; Dinophyceae; Suessiales; Symbiodiniaceae
Source: the annotation of a GenBank genome assembly